This is a messenger RNA of Caenorhabditis elegans, 590 nucleotides long. NCBI's taxonomy places the organism in Eukaryota, Metazoa, Nematoda, Chromadorea, Rhabditida, Rhabditidae. The record is from the annotation of a RefSeq genome assembly.
UGUAGCCCUGGAUGGCGCCGAUUCAACCGUCCUUCAGGUGGCUGGUGUGUUCGAGUAUUCGCCGGAAUCCUUACUCAAGCAGAAGCAGAGAUUAAAUGCAAAUCCCAUGGUGCAACACUCUCCGGACUGCAAAACAUGGAGGAAGCACGUAAUAUAUCUGGUAUGCAGGAACUAUAUACAGGAACACUUAUACAUAUACAUAUACAUAUACAUAUACAUAUACAUAUACAUAUACAUAUACAUAUACAUAUACAUAUAUGCAGGAACUUGUUAAUUAUAUGAAUUUGCAGACAUGGGCUUACCUGUGCUCAACCGAGCUAGCGGCUCCUUGUGGAUCGGUGCAAAGCGGAUGCCUGUAUGAAGAAGACUAUAACUUCCCAGUGCACGGCUACCAACUCCUUCUACUGAACUGACGGUUCAACUACCGGAAUGCUGGUUAUGUAUGUGGAAAGAAAAGUUCGAGAUAGUUGUAUUGUUAAUGAAUGAUGAAUUUUCAAGGAUAUAUAUUUGUUGUCAAGUGUUAUUUCGAAAAAAAAAAUUCCGUUGGUGAUGCGCUUAUUUGAAAUAUUCACAAUAUUUGAAUUUCCCUC